Molecule: messenger RNA, 2187 nt
Organism: Leptosia nina
Lineage: Eukaryota; Metazoa; Arthropoda; Insecta; Lepidoptera; Pieridae
Source: the annotation of a GenBank genome assembly
AUGGCGGGGUCGCGCGAAAGGCUACUGUACGAUAGAAGAACAGACUUGGAUUACGAAUAUGAGAGAAGACGACGCUACGAUCAUCGCUAUGAAGAAAACCGCUCAGAGCCGAACCGGUUCCGGAACGAUCGAUACCGAUACGAGCGCCCGCGACGAAACGGCUACGUCUACGAGGAUAUCUACUCGGACUUCGACGAGGCGCAGGGCCGCCUCUCUCUAUUCCGACCCAUCAGACCGGAAUAUCUAAACCUGCAGACGACCUACACCAAAUACAACUCACUACCGCGCAACUAUUACAACGAACGACGAUACAAAAAAGACUACUACGACUUCAGAAUCGAAGAGAGAAGGCCGCGCGAGUCUUAUGAUUACGAACGGAAACGAAGGCAAGAGUUCACGUCCAAACCGAAAAACGUCGCCGUAUGCAAGCCGUUGCGUUUACCGGAACAGAACGUCCGCUAUUGGACGACGGACUUCCCGAAGGAGAAGAAACGAAAGGACGAAACGAAGAAAAUCGUCAAGUUCUCAGAAGUUUCGGGAUGCCAGAAAAUGGUGGUGGACGACCCGGUGUGCGGGAAGAAAACGGUGGCGGCCAGAGAGCUAGAGGUCUCGCUAGACCAAAUGAUACAAAACGGGUAUUUCGAGAAGCACAACAUACCGAUACUGAAAGAACGGAAGGAUGCGAUAGUCGGUUCGGCUCCAAAUGGCAAAUGCUUAUCGGGCGAAACAAAGAAGCCGGUGACGCGCAAGUCUCGACAUCUACCUCAGGUUAUCGCUGCGUUGGCAGUCUCUCUGGCCCCGUUCUCAGCUGGCCUGGGUAAAGGCUAUAGUUCGCCAGCCAUUGCCUCGCUCCAAGGUCCCGGUAACACGACCAGACGGGACUUCCAGCUAACCGAUCAGCAGGCCUCGUGGCUCGCUUCGCUGUCAUUUCUUGGUGCCUUAUUCGGCGGCAUGGCUGGUGGUGCGGCCAUGCGUCACGGGAGACGCCGCGUGCUCUCACUGGCCGCCGCCCCCUGCAGCCUCUCCUGGCUUCUGACUGUUCUAGCCACCUCCGUGAGAAUGAUGUGCAUAACUGCUUUCCUGGGCGGGUUCUGCUGCUCCAUAUUAACAAUGCUCUCGCAGGUGUACAUCAGCGAAAUAUCCGUGCCAGACAUUCGCGGUUGUCUCAGCGCCGUCUUGAAGGUGGUCGGGCAUCUCGGGGUCCUCUUCAGCUUCACUAUUGGAGCUUACCUGGACUGGCAACAACUGGCUCUCUGCAUAUCCGCCGCUCCCUUACUGUUGUUCUGUACAGUGCUCUAUAUACCUGAAACACCGAGUUACCUCGUUCUCAUCGGAAAAGAUGAGGAGGCCUACAAAAGCCUUCUUUGGUUACGAGGCCCCAACUCGGACGUAGCGCAAGAACUGGCGACGAUACGAACGAACGUUCUAGCCAGUAAGAACUUCAGUCAGCGCCAAAGCCAAAUGACGAGUAGUCAACUAAUCAGCUCAUUAGAUGUAAGGACGAUGAAUCGUCUCCUUGGACCAAUACUAGUGACCUGUGGCCUCAUGAUGUUCCAGAGGUUUUCCGGUGCCCAUGCGUUCUCCUUUUACGCUGUGCCGAUUUUUAGGAAGACUUUUGGGGGCAUGAACCCCCACGGAGCAGCUAUAGCUGUCUCUUUCGUUCAACUUUUAGCUUCCUGCCUCUCCGGUCUCUUGAUAGACACCGUCGGUCGUCUUCCCUUAUUAAUAGUGAGUUCCGUUCUUAUGUCCAUGGCGUUGGCCGGUUUCGGCAGUUACGCGUAUUACGAGGAGGUGCACAGGAACCAGAGAAUUCAGAAUGUCAUGUUCCACCAGAGUGUUGGACAGAAUGACUGGAUUCCGCUGCUGUGCGUUUUGGUUUUCACCAUCGCGUUUUCCUUAGGCAUGAGCCCAAUCUCUUGGCUUCUGAUAAGCGAAUUGUUUCCGUUGGAGUACAGAGCUUUUGGCAGCGCAAUGGCGACCGCAUUUAGCUACCUUUGUGCGUUCGUCGGUGUCAAAACUUUUGUGGAUUUUCAGCAAGCGCUAGGUUUGUACGGCGCGUUUUGGUUGUACGCGUCCAUAAGUGUUGGAGGACUCUGCUUUGUCGUGUGCUGCGUGCCAGAAACGAAAGGCAGGGAUUUAGACGAAAUGGAUCCAAAUUAUGUGCAAAGUUUAUCUCCGAAGAGAUAA